GGUUUCUGAAGUAGAAAGGAAGUGUUUUUUAAAAAGGAGAGUGUAUAUCCUUGAACUGGAGAGGACUCCUGUUUCGAAACCCGUCUUCUUCUCUUUCCUGAAUCCCCUCCAUGUCUGCCUCCCCCAUCAACCAAAAUUUCCAUACUAUGAUCACUUAUAUGCGUAGAAAUACGUAUAUAAUGUAUAUACAUAUAAAAAAUAAACCCACGCGCUCCCUCACACAGAGGUUUCCUUGUGUUUGUCCCCCCCACACAUAUCUACACACACACCCCCCAGAUUUCCUUGCUUUUGCCUACACACCCACAAACACACAUAGAGGUUUCCUUGCAGUUUGCCUGGACACACAGGCAUACAAACACACCCCUCCACCCACACAGAGGCUUCCUUGCCUUUGCCUCUAUAAACAUGUUGAACUCGACCUUUGUGAAGUUGCUGAUAAGCUCUUAUCGGACAGGAGUUAAAGGAAUAAACUCUCCCACCUCUGGGGCUGGGUUGAGCUUCCAGGGACUCAAGAAACGUGUACCAGUGUGAAACCCGUCGAGGAACGACCUCCGGGAUGGAAACUCAGUUCUGUCCGUAAAGAAACCCGUGGUUGCUCUUGGUUUCGUGCCCGUUUGAACAGGCCCAGAGUGCUACUGAGCUGCCACACAGCCCGGCGAGGUCUGGGCGGAAUCCUAAAGCAGGCCGGUCCGCAUCCAUUCAUGAAUCCGUGACGUCAGGAGCGUGCGGGGCUCCUCUGCGGUGGGCUGGACCAGUGCGGGGAUGCGAUGCCCCCCUUUUUUCUUCCUCCGGCAAAGCCUGUCUAUUCGCCUUCCAUCUUUUGCAAAACCAGAAAAUGGAGCAGCAUGUGUAGGAAUUCUCCACCCUUGCGCUGGAGCCCUUUCUCCCAACCGGACUGGGGCUUCGUAAUCCUCUGAACCUCGUCCUCGGGCCGCCCGCCUCAUGCACCCUCACGGCCCGAUGGCCGGCCCUCAAGAGCACCCGAGCUGGUCCUCCUCCCCAAACCUGCUCCCCGAGCCCCCGAGCCACAGCAAAACCUUCGCCGGGGCCCGCGACGACCCCCCUUCCGCGAAGACCCCCGAGGACCCGCCAGACAAGGGGCUGCCCCGGGGGGAACCGGCGGAGGCCUUGAGCAGCCCCGUCGCCACCACGGUGUUGACCAGCGUGAGCGAAGACUCCAGGGACCAGUUUGAGAACAGCGUCCUGCAGCUGAGGGAACAAGACGAAGCGGAGCCGGCCGGUCCUCCGGGCAACGACGGCCCGGUGGAUGGGGACGGCACCGGAGGCCCGGAGGACGUCAAGAUCCAGUUCAGCCGGUCGGGCAGUGGCAGCGGUGGCUUUCUGGAAGGGCUUUUCGGCUGCCUCAGGCCUGUCUGGAAUAUCAUAGGGAAGGCUUAUUCCACGGACUACAAACUGCAGCAGCAAGACACGUGGGAGGUGCCGUUUGAGGAGAUCUCGGAGCUGCAGUGGCUGGGCAGUGGAGCCCAGGGGGCUGUCUUCCUGGGAAAGUUCCGAGCCGAAGAGGUGGCCAUCAAGAAAGUGAGAGAACAGAACGAGACGGACAUCAAACACUUGCGGAAGUUGAAGCACCCUAACAUCAUCGCUUUCAAAGGGGUUUGCACCCAGGCCCCGUGUUACUGUAUCAUCAUGGAGUACUGUGCCCACGGACAACUCUACGAGGUCCUGAGGGCGGGACGCAAAAUCACCCCCCGGCUGCUGGUGGACUGGUCCACGGGGAUUGCCAGCGGAAUGAAUUACCUGCACCUUCAUAAAAUCAUCCACCGGGAUCUCAAGUCACCCAAUGUAUUAGUCACUCACACAGAUGCAGUCAAGAUUUCAGAUUUUGGCACUUCUAAAGAACUCAGUGAUAAAAGUACCAAAAUGUCCUUCGCUGGUACGGUGGCAUGGAUGGCACCAGAGGUGAUUCGCAACGAGCCUGUCUCGGAGAAAGUGGAUAUCUGGUCCUUCGGAGUGGUGCUGUGGGAGCUCCUCACGGGAGAAAUUCCCUAUAAGGAUGUGGAUUCUUCAGCCAUUAUCUGGGGGGUAGGCAGCAACAGCCUACACCUUCCCGUCCCUUCUACUUGUCCCGAUGGCUUCAAAAUCCUCAUGAAGCAGACGUGGCAGAGCAAGCCUCGAAAUCGACCUUCUUUCCGGCAGACACUCAUGCAUCUAGACAUCGCGUCGGCCGACGUGCUCGCCACGCCACAGGAGACUUAUUUCAAAUCCCAGGCUGAAUGGAGAGAAGAAGUGAAAAAACACUUUGAGAAGAUUAAAAGCGAAGGAACCUGCAUACACCGGUUAGAUGAAGAACUCAUUCGCCGACGAAGAGAAGAGCUCAGGCACGCUUUGGAUAUCCGUGAGCACUAUGAGAGGAAGCUGGAAAGAGCCAAUAACUUAUACAUGGAGCUGAGUGCCAUCAUGCUGCAGCUAGAGGUCCGCGAGAAGGAACUCAUUAAACGAGAACAAGCUGUGGAGAAAAAGUAUCCUGGAACCUACAAGCGUCAUCCAGUCAGGCCAAUCAUCCAUCCCAAUGCAGUGGAGAAACUGAUGAAAAGGAAAGGAGUGGCCCACAAGCCAGGAGUGCAAGCCAAAAGGCCAGACCUGCUGAGAUCAGAAGGCAUCCCCAGCGUGGAAGCGGUUCCCCAGGGCUCUCCGGUCUCCGGGAGCCCCAAAAUGUCCACCCCGAGCGGCAAGGGCCGAUACCGCAGCAAACCGCGACACCGCCGGGGGAACAGCAAAGGCAGCCAUGGCGACUUUGCGGCCAUCUUGAAAAAUCAGCCAACCCCGGAAGACUCGCCUCAGCCGGGCCAACACCAGCCCCCCGACCGCCUCGGCGAUCGCCCCGGUCCCCAGCAGCACCAGCACCCCCCUCCCCCCUUCUCCUUCGGCUCCUAUCCCAGGCUCAACGUGCACGGGCAGGACGUUGCCAACUGCGCCAACAACCUGAGGUACUUCGGUCCGGCGGCCGCCCUGCGCAGCCCUCUGAGCAACCACGCCCAGAGGCAGGUGGCGGGCUCCAGCCCCGACCUCAUCUCCACCGCCGUGGCGGCCGACGGCCGGUGGGACGGGGCUCCUUCGGCCGGGGGCCGGGGGGCCGAGCCCUGGGACCCCUGCCUCCGGUGCCGGCCGGGGCGGGCCGGGGCCGAGGGGCCGCCUUCCGCCGGGCGCGAAGGGAAGCACGUGGUCCUGAACUCUCCCGACGGCCCGGCCCGCGGCCCCCCGGACGACCGCGUCGGCGGGCCGGAGGAGAUGGACGACGACGAGUUGGGCGGCUGCAGGUCGGCCUCCUCCCUCGGCGACCCCCAGCACGCGACCCCCCCCAUUCUACCUCGCCACGUAAGGCCCCUUCGGAAGAGCGGCGAUGAGUCCUCUGAAGAGGAAGAAGGAGAAGUGGACAGUGAAGUUGAAUUUCCUCGAAGACAAAGGCCCCACCGCUGUAUCAGCAGCCGCCAGUCCUACUCGACUUUCAGCUCCGAGAACUUCUCCGUGUCCGACGGAGAGGAAGGGAACACGAGCGACCACUCCAACAGCCCGGACGAGUCGGCCGCCAGGCUGAAAGACCGACUGGCCGAGCAGCUGGAGGACAUGCUGUCCCAGACCCCGGAGAUCCCCAUCGAGAUUUCCACGCAGUCCGACGGGCUGUCGGACAAGGAGUGCGCCGUGAGGCGCGUCAAGACCCAGAUGUCUCUGGGCAAGCUCUGCGCCGACGAGCAUGGCUACGAGAAUCCCGUGCAGUUUGAGGAAUCGGACUGCGACUCUUCGGACGGGGAAUGUUCCGACGCGACCGUCAGGACCAAUAAACACUGCAGCUCAGCUACUUGGUAAUGAAGGAACGUACCCGGCCUGAAGCAAGCUCUUUCCGUACUACAGGCAUUUCACUCUCCCUCACCCCCUCCCGCAACUCUCCCCCUUCUUCCGUGAUGCUUUGCCCCAAAGGAGAGCAGCUCCUCGCCCUCCCUAGAAACGAUCUGCAAUAACAGGGAUACAAGACUUCUCCAAUCUCCGGAAAAAUGUCCAAAUGAAGUUAAUCCUCACUGAGCAUUUCAAUCAAGAAUGGCAGGGAUCUAUUUUAUGGAAUAU
Messenger RNA from Ornithorhynchus anatinus (platypus), 4080 nucleotides. RefSeq names its product mitogen-activated protein kinase kinase kinase 13 (gene MAP3K13). The coding region runs from base 943 to 3825 and encodes 960 amino acids. Lineage: Eukaryota; Metazoa; Chordata; Mammalia; Monotremata; Ornithorhynchidae. Gene Ontology annotation, biological process: JNK cascade; protein autophosphorylation. The transcript has 15 exons. The record is from RefSeq and is a predicted model, not a curated record. Gene Ontology annotation, molecular function: ATP binding; JUN kinase kinase kinase activity.